This is a messenger RNA of Aptenodytes forsteri (emperor penguin), 1845 nucleotides long. It is a transcript of the gene MED22, whose product is annotated as mediator complex subunit 22. The coding region runs from base 10 to 621 and encodes 203 amino acids. The record is from RefSeq and is a predicted model, not a curated record. The transcript is spliced from 4 exons. NCBI's taxonomy places the organism in Eukaryota, Metazoa, Chordata, Aves, Sphenisciformes, Spheniscidae. Gene Ontology annotation, molecular function: transcription coregulator activity. Gene Ontology annotation, biological process: regulation of transcription by RNA polymerase II. Gene Ontology annotation, cellular component: mediator complex.
CCGGCCGCCAUGGCGCAGCAGCGGGUGCUGCCGCAGAGCAAGGAGACCCUGCUGCAGUCCUACAACAAGCGCCUCAAGGACGACGUCAAGUCCAUCAUGGACAACUUCACCGAAAUCAUCAAGACUGCCAAGAUUGAGGAUGAAACUCAAGUCUCUCGAGCAACCCAGGGUGAACAAGAUAACUAUGAGAUGCAUGUCAGAGCCGCAAACAUUGUCCGAGCUGGUGAGUCCCUGAUGAAACUUGUGUCUGACCUGAAGCAGUUCUUGAUCCUGAAUGAUUUCCCCUCUGUGAAUGAAGCUAUCAACCAGCGCAACCAGCAGCUGAGAAGCUUGCAGGAGGAAUGUGACAAGAAGUUGAUUGCACUACGGGAUGAGAUCUCCAUUGACCUGUACGAGCUAGAAGAAGAAUAUUACUCUUCCAGCUACAGUCUGUGUGACAGCAAUGAUCUUCCACUGUGCGAAGCCUACUGGAGACAAGACUUUGCCACGCUGUCCCCCGAAAGCCUCUCCAUGCCUCUGACAGCUGCCACAGCAGAGCAGAGCGUUACUACCUCCCAGAGCUCAACCCCAUCGCACCCUCACGUGAACGGGCACGGGGCAGGCCCCACGGAGCACUCCUGAAGAGGACCCUCUGCUGCUGAACGCGUUCCGGCUGGCGGCACUACGCUGCUGGAAGUCUUCCACCUGCUGUACUGAGCAAGCGCCUCCCGCUGUCGGGAGAGCGCACUGGAGCUGUGCCUGCGGGUUUCUGCUCGCGGGAUAGCCGCAGUGCUUUCUCCACCCCUGGGACAUCACCACGAGGGUUCCUCUCCCUUAAGAGAUGGGGAUACGUUAAAUACAAAGUUGAUUGUUCUAGCAAGUUAGAGUUAGUCUGCUUUUACAUGGCAGUUGCAUGUAGAGUUCAUUAGAAACCGAGUUUGUUUCCAUGUGAAUCUCAGUAAGCACACGCUGGAGUGUUGGGAGUUGAAUUUCUUUGGGAUAAACUUGAGCCGAAUGUGGGGGCAGUGAGCGUUCUGGGGUUUUCACCCUGCUUCCCAAGGUUAUUGAUGUUCUGGCUGCUUUAAAGCGCUCUCAGGAUGGCACCUGACAACCUCCGUCCUGCUUAACUAGGGUAAGAAUCUUGUAGGUUUUUUUUUUACAUGGUGGUCUUCACUGUGGGAGUGCUUCACAAACUUGAACUUCUUGCUCGCCAUCAUUUGGGAGGAGGCUCUCGGGAGACCCUUGUGGACGAGCAGAACGCUCCCUUUUGAAGAGGAAAAGGGCAAACCGAGGAAUCGGGCUGAGGUGUUGAUGAUGCCGCUUGCUCAAGGCCGCAGAUAGAAGCAGCGACACGCUUUAGUUAGUCCGACUCCUUUUUCAGCGUUUAGGCAGCGACUUUCUAUUAACGUAGCCUGAGCUAACGUGAAGCCAGCAUUUAUGUUGGCUAAUAGUUUCGCCUAAUAAGAAGCUCUUGAGAUGGCUGGGGUGCACGGAGCGGUGAGGGGUACUCGGUUACUCUCGCAGUUUCCUUCCAAAGCAGCACGUUUGGUGCUUUGUCUGCAGCUGUUCAGCGGCUUGGCACGUCUUCUGCCCUUUCUCUUUGCGGUUGUUCUGCGUUGGCUCGAACCGCGCAGCUGAAAGGGGGGGGGCGUAGUUGGUGGUGUAGGUGGUCAGGGCAGCUCGGUGCGGCGGGCACCGCAGAGCCAGGGGUGCGUUCCAACGAGCGGCCCAGCCGAGCUUCCCCAGCGGCCUGCUGUAACCCCUCGUUUCUUAGGGUGCGAGUUUUGGUAUAGGGUUUUUUUGGUUUAUUUUUCCUCCAUUCCGUUUAUUUUUGUCAUUCAGUGGUUUAAUAAAACUAACUCUUCC